Messenger RNA from Rhinocladiella mackenziei CBS 650.93, 906 nucleotides. RefSeq lists its product as uncharacterized. The coding region runs from base 1 to 906 and encodes 301 amino acids. Lineage: Eukaryota; Fungi; Ascomycota; Eurotiomycetes; Chaetothyriales; Herpotrichiellaceae. The transcript is spliced from 2 exons. Gene Ontology annotation, cellular component: nucleus. The record is from RefSeq and is a predicted model, not a curated record. Gene Ontology annotation, biological process: proteasome localization; nuclear protein quality control by the ubiquitin-proteasome system.
AUGAAUAGCCUGGCCACGCCGCCCAUUCCUCCUCAUUUCCACGAACACACUCGACUCUCCCCAAACAGGUCAAUGUCUGCCGCAGGCCCUUCAAGAAAACGAAAAGCCUCACCUUCCCCCGAUCGAGAUGAUGAGAUGUUAACCUCACCUUCAUUAUCCAGUGCUCGACUUCCUCAGAUAACGACCCCUACUUCGAGGAAAAGAGUUCGUCCCAACUUGGCGGGAAGACCAUUAUCAGUUGACAGACUGCUGGAAACACUGGACAAAGAAUCAUUAACUGCUGUCGUGAAAUCACUGUGUGGUCGAAAUCCUGGGCUUCGUGAUGAGAUCGUCCAAGUCAGCCCUCGACCAAGCAUUCAGAGUACGCUACAAGUGUUACGGCAGUACUAUGACCGGCUGAUGGGGUCAUUCCCUCUCGAUCCCAAUCCUCGAUCUGAUUAUUCCUAUGACCGAGUUCGGCCCCAAUGGCAUGAAAUGCUCGAUGCUCUUGCUGAUUUCACCCCACAUUUCUUGCCGCCAAAUGAACAACAAUCUUCAAUAUCACUCGAAUACUUGAAUGGAGUUACACAAAUCAUACAUGACCUCCCAGAAUGGGACAAUGCACAACACAAUCUCGCCAAACAAAACGCGUACGAGGAAAUUUCCAAAGCUUGGGCCAGCGUCAUCAAAGAAGCCGGCAAGAGAGGGGGUGGCAUUCAACUACAAUAUAACGGCUGGGAAGAGAAACUCCGAGUGCACAAUGAAAAGAGUGGUGGUAGAUUGAGGGAAGCCUACGAAGCUUGGGUCGAUGCUCUGGGUUGGCUCAAACCAACAACUCAACCAUUUCAACAGCAAAGUAUUCGACAACAAUUGUUUUCCAACACUUAUGGCAUGGAACAACCUGUUAUCCGGACCGGGAACUGGUAA